UACACAGAGGUUAAGUGACUUGCACACAUUUAGAAUCUCAGGCAAGAUUCUAGCUCAAGUCUUCUUAAUUCCAAGUCCUGUGCUCUCUAUCCUCUGUACCACCUAGCUGUUAAAACUAACCACUAAAACUCAUUGCAUACCUCUUUAAAUUUUCAGUACCUGCACCUCCUCCCCCAUUAGCUUGUAGGUUCCUUCUGUCAUACAUUUGUAAUCUUCCUUUUAUUUGGCUCCAGCAUGAGCAUUUUAUUUAUAAGGAAAAUCUGGCUGGAGUUUUUCUUAUAGUAUGGAAUUUAGCUGAGAUUUUCAAUAAUUUAACUCAAGACAACUGGGUAGAGAUAAAAAAUAAUCAUUUGCUAGUUGUAACAUCUAAACUACUCAGUGUUUGCUGUUCGAUUUACAACUUGACUUAAAGCAAUUCUCUCCUUUUCUUAUCUUUUGACGUAUAAUCCUCCUUCCUCUUCUUUAGCCUACUAUAAAUCUUACAAUCUUGUAUAAAUACGUAAAGCUUACGUAUCUUUGAAAUGGUAAAUCUUACAUUUCCCUUUUUGGCAUCUGUAAAUACUAAUUGUUUCUUCUUUCCCUUGGAUGUAACUAGAAACUAUAUAAGUCUUAAGAAGACUUUAUCUGGUGCUCAGUGGUCAUUUAGGGAAUUCAGAGUCUGCUUGGCGUGUAGUAAAUCUGGUUUGCCUCCCAGAUCUCUGCAGGCUGCUGGUUUUGAUUGGCAGCAGUACAUAUCAGCGAAUCCUUGGGUAUCUUCCUAUCAUUUCCUUGACCUCUCCCUAUAUGCUGCUUCCCAAUAGGUAUGCAUCACUUAAGCUCCUACUUGUGGUUCUUUAAUCACACAGAAAUUAACGGGUAUUCCAGAAAUAUGGAGAAGGGGUACGGGAGGAAGAAGGCUCUACAUACACAUAGCUAGUGCCAGAGUAAGCAGAAGGGCUGAAUCUCUUUGUAGCCUAGCAUGAGGAAAGGAGCGGCCGGGUGGCCCAGGGGAUGGAGUGCCAAGCCGGCCUCGGACACCUCCUAGCCGUGACCCUGGGGUCGCACCUGGAGCCACGGAACAAGGACGGGAGAAGGGAAGGGCUGCCUGGCGCAGUCCGGCAGAGUCCGACAAGGAGCCUUCAACGGGCGCUGCCUCUGGUCCGGCCGAGGUCCCGGCUUCCCCUGCCUCUGUCCCCCGAGCUGUAAAGUCAACAGGGGGAGCGGCACAGAGGGCAAAGCCGGCGGGGGAAGAGUUCGAGUCCCGGCUCGGCCGUUUCCUGUGCGACUUAGAGCCAGUUACUGACGCUCUCGAUCUUCUUACGUCAAAUGAAAGGCCUGGGCCGCAAAGGCCUCAGCGGCCCGUUCACUUCUACGUGACUCCAGAUCCCCGGGGCUGCCUCCUACACUCCCGGCUGAGCCCCGGCCCGGACUGGGGCUAGAAAAACAAGCCUCAGACCCCAAGGGCCCGAGGCACAAGACAAGCCCAAGCCCAGGCCUUCUCCCCUUCCCGGAAGCUGUCACUCGCACCACUUCCGCCUGGUGGGGAACGGCCAUGGAAACUCCUCCCCUUCCGCGCUGCUCCUUGGCGUCACCUCCGCCAGGUGGCGGAAGGGGAAGCCCUGAAGUUGGCGCGAAACUCGGCGCUGAGGCUCGGAGCCGGCUGGUCCCCCACCCCCCCCCUCCUCCUCCUCCCGCCCCCGUCGCGCGAUCCGGCUUUCCUCACGCCGCGUCGUCCGCCUCGCUCUGGACUGCAGCCGCUGCCGCCUCAGGACGUCGGAGCCCUGAGGCUGGUCAGCAUGUCCGGAAGUGACCGGGAGCCGUAUUACGUGAAGUUCGUGAAGGCGCAGGGCAACUCGGAGUUUUUCUUUACAGCGCUUGAGUCUAUGAAAGAAUUCCAGUCAGAAAAAUAUCUUCAAACUAUUACAGAAGAAGAGGCAUUGAAUAUUAAAAAAAAUGACAGAUCACUUUAUAUCUGUGACCCUUUUAGUGGCAUUGUUUUUGAACAUCUCAAAAAGCUUGGCUGUAGAAUUGUUGGCCCACAAGUAGUCACAUUUUGUAUGCAGCACCAACGAUGUGUCCCAAAAGCAGAGUAUCCAGUUUAUAAUAUGAUUAUGGCAGACAUAACUAUUUCUUGCACAAGCCUUGACAAAGAAACAAGGAAAGAAGUUCAUAAAUAUGUACAAAUGAUGGGUGGACGAGUUUGCAGAGACUUGAGUAUAUCAGUAACUCACCUUAUUGCUGGAGAAGUCGGCAGCAAAAAAUAUUUAGUGGCUGCAAAUCUAGGGAAACCUAUUAUGCUUCCUUCUUGGGUAAAAGAGCUAUGGAAGCAGUCACAAGAGAAAUGUAUGACACAGUUAACAGAUAUAAAUAUGGAAGAUUUCAAAUGCCCUUUAUUUUUUGGCUGUACUAUUUGUGUGACUGGUUUAUGUAGCUUGGAUAGAAGGGCAGUUCAGCGACUCACUGUUGAGAACGGAGGUCGAUAUAUGGGACAACUGAAAAUGAAUGAAUGCACACACCUCAUUGUUCAUGAACCAAAAGGUCAGAAAUAUGAAUGUGCCAAGAGAUGGAAUGUACACUGUGUGACAGUCCAGUGGUUUUUUCACAGUAUUGAGAAAGGCUUCUGUCAAGAUGAAGCCAAGUACAAGACAGAGCCUAGAUCAGAAGCAAAGAGUGUACUGGGCACUUCUACUCCUACUGGCCAGAACAGUGAAGCUAGUGGUCGUACUCUUUCAGAUGUCAGUCACAUAUCUAACAUCAAUUCAAGUUGCAUUAAUGAGUCUACACAUAACUCAGUUAUGAACAACAAAUUGGGGUCUCUACUUGAAAAUCUACAAAACUUGGAUAUCAGCGCAUUUCAAGCACCUGAGGAUUUACUGGAUGGCUGUCGGAUAUACCUCUGUGGUUUUAGUGGCAGAAAAUUAGAUAAACUGAGAAGGCUUAUUAAUUGUGGUGGUGGAGUUCGCUUUAAUCAGCUUAAUGAAGAUGUGACCCAUGUUAUUGUUGGAGAUUAUGAUGAUGAGUUAAAACAAUUUUGGACAAAAUCGACACACAGGCCUCGUGUAGUGGGACCAAAAUGGCUGCUGGAGUGUUUUAGUAAAGGUUAUCUGCUUUCUGAGGAGCCGUACAUCCACUUGAAUUACCAGCCAAUGGAGAUAACUGUUUCAGAUCAACCAGGCAUGAAAUCAACAUUUUCCAAAAGAAAGAACAGUUUUUCUAAGAAAGAAUUUGUGAACACAGAGAAACAUCGGCAAGCUGAUGAAGACUUGCUUUCCCAAUAUAUGAAUGAUCAUAUGAUAGAUGAAGGUGAGAAGUCGGAAACUGGGGUCUUUAAUGAUUCCACUCAUUCUACUGUACAAGGGGAUAACCUGUCUUUCCUCAGCCACAAUUCACUGCCUGAGACUUCUACAAUUAUUGAAGGUUUGUUUAGCCGGAAGAAGUUCCUUGUUGUGGGUUUUAGUGAAGAAGAUGAAUCUUGCGUUGUCAACGUUAUUAAAGAAAAUGCUGGAAAAAUUCUGCCCCUCCAAAGCAGAACUAUUGCUGACUAUGCUGUGGUUCCUUUACUGGGGUGUGAAGUGGAGUCAACUGUAGGAGAAGUUGUUACAAAUACAUGGCUGAUUACUUGUGUUGAAAAACAAAAUCUUUUUGACCCGGAAUCAAAUCCACUCUUCACACCAGUACCAGUAUUGGAAGGAAGUGGUAAUCCUUUAGAAAAUUGUGUUCUUUCAUUCAGCCAGUUUGUUGGAGCAGAGAAAGAUUCCUUGGUAUACUUAGCAAGCCUGCUUGGAGCAAGAGUUCAAGAAUUCUUUGUGCGCAAGGACAGUGAAAAGAAUGACAUGUUUGCCAGUACUCAUCUUGUAGUGAAACAACCAGAUGGUUCUAAAUAUCACGCUGCAGAAAAGUGGGGAUUACCUGCAGUGUCUAUGGCUUGGAUAUUGGAGACUGCUAAGUUGGGAAAGAGAGCAGAUGAAUGCAAGUUCAUGGUUGGAAAUCUACGCAGACAAGAUGAAAGUUUUGAAACUCAGAUGACAGUAGACAAGACUUAUUCAGAUACUUCAGAGAAUUCUAGUACAGUCCUGGAACCCGAAAGAAGAGCAGCUGUUACACCUUUAGAUGUAAACAGAUUCCGGAGUAAAACUUUUCAUACUGUGAUCUCACAACACACUAGAAAGUCCUCGGGUCCCCCUAUUGAAGUACAGCCACUUCAGAAAGAGCCUUCACUGCACCUUGACACGCCAUCUAAAUUUCUGUCCAAAGACAAACUCUUCAAACCUUCUUUUGAUGUAAAGGAUGCACUGGCAGCCUUGGAAACUCCAUUAGGUCCCAGUCAGCGAUGCAGAAGAAUGAGUACCCCCCUUUCUGAAGUUAUUGGCAAGAACUUGAAACUUGCUUUGGCAAAUAGCACUCGCCACACAGUAGCUCUUAAUGCCAGCCCUGUGCUGAAGGAUACCCAAGCAGAGAAGGAGGAAGACCCCAAACCACUUCACCACGUAGUUCUAUGUGUUAGUAAAAAACUCAGUAAGAAACAGAGUGAACUAAAUACUAUUGCAGCAUCCCUCGGGGGCGGAUAUAGAUGGAGUUUUGAUGAAACUGUGACUCAUUUCAUCUAUCAAGGGCGACAAAAUGACACUAAUCGAGAAUAUAAGGCUGUUAAAGAAAGAGGAAUUCACAUUGUUUCAGAGCACUGGCUUUUAGAAAGUGCCCAAGAAUACAGGCGUCUUCCUGAAUCUCUUUAUCCACAUACUUACAAUCCAAAAAUGAGCCUGGAUAUAAGUGCAGUGCCAGACAGCAGAUUUUGUACCAGUCGGUCACCAUCAACUAGUAAAAUGGCAAAAGAUGAUGAUGAGCCUCUUCUCCAUUUAUCUUUGGAAGGAAACAAUGAAGAUAUGACCAUUGAUCAGAAGGAAGUGGCAAGUACAAAUGGAGAAAUACCAAAUAUUCCCAAAGGAGCUCUAACACAGACCCUGGAAAUGAGGAAGAGCUUCCAAAAGCAGCUGCAGGAAAUAAUGUCUGCCACAUCAGUAGUAAAACUCCAAGGACAAAGGAAUUCCCUUUCCAGAAGUGGUUGCGACAGCUCUUCUUCAACUCCUGACAACGCUUGGUCUGCACGCAGUGGCCGCAGUCGAGUCCUGGAAGCAUUACGGCAGUCUCGUCAAGCUCUUGCUGAUAUCAACACAGAGCCCUCCCAGAGUGAACAGAUCAUUUGGGAUGACCCUACAGCACGGGAGGAGAGAGCGAGGCUGGCCAGCAACCUACAGUGGCCCAUCUGUCCUACACAAUAUUCUGAGCUUCAAACUAACGUAAAGAAUUUGGAAGACUCGCCCUUCCAGGAAUCUUUGCAUGAUUCUGCAAUUGCUGAACAUGCUGUCUGUGAUCCUAGACGUGUGUGUGUAACUGAGGUACCAAAACAGCCCAUUUGUGAAGACCUGGAAAGUACGAUGAAAGACAGUCAUCUCAUCCCUACGCCACAAGCCCCUAGCAUUGCUUUCCCCCUAGCCAACCCACCUGUUGCUCCUCACCCCAAAGAAAAGACAGUACAGGCAGAGGAGACACAUGAAGAAUUAGAAAAACAGUACCGAUUUCAACUAUCUUCUCUUAAUCCUCAGGAGCGAAUUGAUUAUUGUCAUCUAAUUGAGGAAUUAGGUGGCCUUGUGCUAGAGAAACAGUGCUUUGAUCCAAGCUGUACACACAUCAUUGUGGGACAUCCUCUUCGGAAUGAGAAGUAUUUGGCUUCAAUGGCUGCUGGAAAGUGGAUACUUCAUCGCUCCUACCUUGAGGCUUGCAGAGCAGCUGGACGCUUUGUCCAGGAAGAAGAAUAUGAAUGGGGAAGUAGUUCCAUCCUUGAUGUUUUGACUGGAAUCAAUGUACAGCAGAGGAAACUAGCACUUGCUGCAAUGAGAUGGAGGAAAAGGAUUCAGAAAAAACAAGAGGAGGGCAUUGUUGAGGGGGCUUUUAGUGGGUGGAAGGUGAUUUUGAAUGUCGAUCAGUCCAGAGAAGCAGGAUUUCGACGUCUUCUUCAGUCUGGAGGAGCAAAGGUGCUGCCUGGUCAUUCUGUGUCUCUGUUCAAAGAAGCCACACACCUUUUUGCUGACUUCAGUAAGCUGAAACCAGACGACACCAGAGUUAACAUACCAGAAGCUGCUGCCCAGAAAGUGAACUGCUUGAAGCCAGAAUACAUUGCAGAUUACCUGAUGCAGGAAUCUCCUCCAUCGUUAGAGAAUUAUUCUCUACCUGAAGCAGUCUCAUUUCUCCAAAAUAAUAAGGAAACUGGGACAGGAUUAUCACAGAAGAGAAAAACUCCUACAGAAAUAAAUAAAUUCAAGCGACCGAGAAUACACUAACUUGGGUCUGCUCUUUUAGCUAAUGUGAAAUAUUUUGAAAAUUAAAAUUUGCAAUGUUAAUUUCA
Molecule: messenger RNA, 6382 nt
Organism: Phascolarctos cinereus (koala)
Lineage: Eukaryota; Metazoa; Chordata; Mammalia; Diprotodontia; Phascolarctidae
Gene: TOPBP1
Product: DNA topoisomerase II binding protein 1
Biological process (GO): mitotic G2 DNA damage checkpoint signaling; DNA replication initiation; mitotic DNA replication checkpoint signaling
Source: RefSeq, a predicted model, not a curated record